Messenger RNA from Talaromyces proteolyticus, 1578 nucleotides. Its product is annotated as putative sugar transporter. NCBI's taxonomy places the organism in Eukaryota, Fungi, Ascomycota, Eurotiomycetes, Eurotiales, Trichocomaceae. Gene Ontology annotation, cellular component: membrane. Gene Ontology annotation, biological process: transmembrane transport; carbohydrate transport. The record is from RefSeq and is a predicted model, not a curated record. The transcript has 2 exons. Bases 1 to 1578 code for a protein of 525 amino acids. Gene Ontology annotation, molecular function: carbohydrate:proton symporter activity.
AUGAGACAAAACAAUUACCUAGGGCUUCGAGGGACACAGUUAAAAGCAGCCAUGAUGGUGCUUGUCGUCGCUCCCAGCUUCAUUUUAUUUGGGUACAAUAACGGAUCUACAGGAGGCAUUGCGACGCUGCAAUCAUUUGUGCAUCAAUUCCCAUCGAUUGACACAGUAAAUACCAAAGGCUCUCAAGAAACAUACAACGCUCGUGUUAAGGGAGUGGUUACAGGAUGCUACGACCUUGGUGCUGUUGUCGGCUCUCUGCUGUGUAUUGGUUAUAGUGACCGGAUCGGCCGCUUGAGAACAACGCUUAUUGGUCUGGUUCUAUCGAUCAUAGGCCUGGCUGUAGAAUCAUCCGCAUUUAGUCUUGGCCAAUUCAUUGUUGGCAGAUUGAUUGUUGGAGGCGCCAUCGGUACAAUAAGUAGUGCUAUCCCCGUCUGGCAGGCUGAAUGUUCCGGGACCGCGCAUAGAGGCGCUUUCGUGAUGCUAGAAGGAGUUUGCAUUAGUGGCGGGAUCACACUUUCGGAGUGGGUGUCGUUUGGCUUCUCAUUUUCAUCUAUUCCAGCUGUGCAGUGGCGCAUCCCGCUAGUCUUCCCCGUUAUUUUCUCCAUUUUCGUUAUCCCUUUUAUUUUUCUCUUGCCCGAGUCUCCUCGCUGGCUAGCAAGAAAAGGCCGGAUGGACGAAGCAAGAUACGUCUUGGCUGCUUUGGAGGAUGAAGAUGCGUUCUGUACCAAGAUCCAAGAAGAAAUGGCCGAAAUUGAGCGGUCACUGUCGCUGGUGAGAGGGGAUCUCAAAGAGCUGGCCACAAAUGGUGAAGAGAGACUUUUUCAUCGAACGGUGUUGGCUGCGUGUGGACAGAUGUUUCAGCAGAUGUGUGGUAUUUCAGCUUUGGUAUUUUACACAAGCACCAUUUUUGAGGACCUGGGCUUUACGGGUGUCAAAUCCCGAGUAUUGGGUGCUUGCCUCACAAAUUUCCAGACUUUUGCGUCUCUCAUUCCACUCUUUUUGAUCGAUCGGUAUGGCCGCCGAAGGCUAUUUAUGAUCACAGGUACAGGACUUGCCAUUUCAACUGCAGUUCUUGCCGGUACAGGUGGAAAGACGCAUGGCUCUGCCAGCACCGCGGCUGUCGUUUUCGUUUUCCUCUUCGACCUUUUUUACCCAAUUGGCUUCCUAGGCCAGACUUUCCUGUAUGCCACUGAACUUGCACCUUUGCGUCAUCGUGUUCCUAUUACUGCUGCGGCAAAUGCGACGCAAUGGCUAUGCCAAUUCAUCGUGGCACAAGUCACGCCGCCGGGAACAUCGAACUUAGGAAGCCAUUACUGGAUCAUAUAUGCUGUUCUGAAUGCAGCAUUUGUUCCUAUCGUAUACUUCUUCUUCCCUGAGACUAGUGGCCGGUCUUUAGAAGAAAUGGACACUAUAUUCCGGCAGUCAAAUAGCAUUUUCGAUGUAGUUAAGGUGGCUCGUGAGUUGCCUCGAACCGAGGAACACAUCACCACUCCAGUAGAGUCUGAUAAAUCGUUGACUGAGGACAAAACUGGGGUAUCUUGGAAACCAAGAUAUGACCAACAGGAAAAUGUACAUUGA